AUGCCAACCAGACUAACCAAGACUAGAAAGCACAGAGGUCACGUCUCAGCCGGUAAGGGUAGAAUCGGUAAGCACAGAAAGCACCCCGGUGGUAGGGGUAUGGCCGGUGGUAUGCACCACCACAGAACCAACCUGGACAAGUACCACCCAGGUUACUUCGGUAAGGUGGGUAUGAGAUACUUCCACAAGCAGAAGAACCACUUCUGGAGACCAGUCUUGAACUUGGACAAGUUGUGGACCCUCGUUCCUGAGGAGAAGAGAGAGCAGUACUUGAGCUCUGCCUCCAAGUCCGCUGCCCCAGUGAUCGACACCCUAGCCGCCGGCUACGGUAAGGUUUUGGGCAAGGGCAGAAUCCCAAAUGUGCCUGUCAUCGUCAAGGCCAGAUUCGUCUCCAAGCUAGCCGAGGAGAAGAUCAAGGCUGCCGGUGGUGUUAUCGAGUUGAUUGCCUAA
Messenger RNA from Eremothecium gossypii ATCC 10895, 450 nucleotides. RefSeq names its product 60S ribosomal protein uL15 (gene RPL28). Gene Ontology annotation, biological process: translation. The record is from RefSeq and is marked provisional. Gene Ontology annotation, cellular component: cytosolic large ribosomal subunit; ribosome. Lineage: Eukaryota; Fungi; Ascomycota; Saccharomycetes; Saccharomycetales; Saccharomycetaceae. The coding region runs from base 1 to 450 and encodes 149 amino acids. Gene Ontology annotation, molecular function: structural constituent of ribosome. The transcript is spliced from 2 exons.